ACAGACAUUCAGCGCAGCCUACCAUUAUGCUGCGCCACGGACCAGGCCGGUUGGCACAUGGAGAAGAAGGUCGGAUAGUGCUGGUGUUUGAGGUCGCCGAUGAUUCUGAGCAAAAGAAAAGCGAAGAUUCAGCGCCGUUCUCUUGGAGUGAGGCUACGCAGAGCUUCUGCUGCUAUCCACUUAAGGUGUUCGUGCCAAGGGAAGCUGGCCGGCCGUGCUGCCGCUGGGUGUACCCGAUCGUGUUCGGUGGUGGCCUGGUCAGUGGAGACGCCGUCCGCAUUGACCUCACUGCAGCCACCGGGACGUGUGUACUGCUCACGAGCCAGUCGUAUCCUAAGGUCUACCAGUCUAAGCCGGGAGAGUGGUCUGUGCAACGCUGUACCUACAAUGUGCAAGAUGGCGCCCUGCUUUGUGUGCUGCCCGAUAUAACGACGUGCUUUGCGGACGCCUCAUUCGAGCAGACGCAGGUGGCGCACCUUUCCGUCGGGGCCAACAUUGUCCUGCUGGACUGGUACCUCGCUGGGCGCGUGGAAAACGGAGAACGGUGGGCGCUGGCCAGGUUGGCAUCGACGAUCAAUGUCUACGUGGAGAAAGAGCUGGUUCUUCGUGAAGCCGUCGACAUGGCUUCCAUCGCGGGCCUGUCUAUUCAGCAGUCCAUGGGGGUUUAUGAUGUCACAGGUGUGUGCUUGCUGCUGGGUCCCUACGUGGCACCACUGGUGGCCAGCAUCUGUAGCCGACUCGAGAGCCGAGAGCAGUACGGCAUGAAGCCGAGCCGGUCCUUUGUCGCGGCCUGCAGCCCACUGCGAUCCGAUAAUGGAAAGCUGAGCGGAUGUGUGAUGAGGUUCAUGUGCUUGUCAUCGCAGCAGGCAUACUCAAAGCUUGAGGAGCUUCUUGGACCACUAUUUUUCGUGCUUGGUGGAAACCCUUUCGCUCUGAAGUACUAAGGCCACAGGACUUCUAUGCUCCAGAACAGAAGCUUUACCGAAACUUGGUGGCAUCUCUUUCCCGCCUUUGUAUGCAGAAGAACAUUCUAGUUAAGAAUAAAUAAGUAUGUUUUGUUUGUUAUUGUU
Rhipicephalus microplus (southern cattle tick) is the source of this 1070-nucleotide messenger RNA. RefSeq lists its product as uncharacterized. The record is from RefSeq and is a predicted model, not a curated record. Gene Ontology annotation, molecular function: nickel cation binding. NCBI's taxonomy places the organism in Eukaryota, Metazoa, Arthropoda, Arachnida, Ixodida, Ixodidae.